AUGUGGAGCAAUUUUGAGGCAUCUGCAGUGGAGGAUGAAACCAUUUCAAAUGCCUUCUCUUCGCGCAGUGUAUUCAAAAUAAGCAGUGAAGAUGAGGUUGCAAAUUAUCCUGCGAUUCAGGCUGCUGUGCAAAGUGGCAAAAUGGUGAUAUCCAUCGAUAAGAGCCUUCUAUUGCUUGAAGAUGAGCUGAUAGCCAAGUGCAGCUUUCUAAGUUUUGGCGCAAACAUCGAUGCAAUUGCCAUAUCCAACAGCGGAAAUCUUAUUGUGUGUGGACUAACUGAUGGGGAAGUGCAUGGCGUAUAUAUAAAGGGCUUGCUACUGUUUAGUGUAUGCAUUAAAGUGGAAGAUGCUAGUCUCAGCAGCGGCACCUUUACGAGCAUUCAGCAAUUGGGAUCGCACUUUUACUUCACAUGUAAAAAUGGCAGUGUCUACUGUCUGAGCGAGAUCAAUGAAGCUCAUUUAGAAUCACUAGCCAAUGUCAUGUUGAAUGAUAAUGAGAAUAUGACAGCACUUCUAGAUGAUGUCACCAUUGAGCGCACAUCCUCUGGUCGAGCUGCUAGCUGCGUGGAUAGUGCGCUGCUGCUCAAGCUGCCAACUACACAUGCCUAUGCGGUCAACAAUCAGGAAACACCGCGUGCUGAUCAUGAUUUGAUUUUAACUGGCACGCAAGACACUUUCAAUUUUAAAACCGUUUCCAAUGAUGUGACACGCAUCAAUUUACCCAAGCACUUGGGCAGCAUCAAGAACAUUUACAAUGUGGACAUCUAUGUAAUUGCACUGACGGAAUCGGGUCAUCUGUUGGAGAUUUGUCCAUUUACACGCACCUUCAGCUUCACUCAAUCGGCCUUGAGUCGUGCGCUGCUCAUAGAGGAUUUAUUGGUUAUGGAGUCCAGCGACGAGCAUGUGGAAUUCUUGAUACUUACCAAGCCCACAGCUGACGGUGAACGUUUCAUAAAAUUUAUCGAAUAUCCUUCGUUUAAAUGCAAAAACGAGGUCGAAGUUCCACUGCAUGCCUGGCUUAUAAGGCAACCCAAAAGUGCCGUCAAUUUGUAUUAUCUAGCGGCUAGAGCAGGUAAAGAAUGUGAAAUCCCUUCAGAGGUGGAGAUGAUGAUGGUAUCCGAGACAGAUCCCAGUGAUCGCUUUAAAAAACUGAUAGCCAAGGGGCGCCUGGAUGAGGCGGAGGACUUUGGCAUACAAUUUGAGCUAUGCCUGCAACCCAUCUAUGAGGCCAGAGCCAAGCGUAUUCUUGUCGAACUCUGCAAUGCCAACGCCCACAGCACACAGCCCAAUGAGUUGGAAGAAAAGUUUCAAUUGCUGCUCAACCUGCUGGGUCAGAUUGAAAGCAAAGCCUUUAUUAAAAAUAAUCGCAUGAUUAACUUAAGCUCGCGUCAAAUUUUGGAGCGUUACCUAAAAGAAAUUCGCAAGAGAUUGGAUUUUGAGGACGAUGAGCAGCAUAUGCUGGAAAUAGAUGAGCAGCUGCAUCGUCUCAAGACGCUUGAUAUCAUCGAUCCCUACGAGUGCAACACUGAGUGGCAAAAGUUUGUAUACAACACGAAUCUGGUGAGGGUGAUCAAGGGAAUGUUUAGCACCGAUAUGCCCACUGCUUGCCUGAUUUGGCGUCGUCAUUCGAGCUGCGUUUUACCGCAUCUAAGCGAGGAUGAAUUGCGCACAUUGUUGGGCUUCAUACCUAGCACAACAGAGCCACUAAACGUGGUACUGUGGUUGCGUCAAUUUGUGCCAAUGGUCAGCAAUACUCAUCCCAAAAUUAUGCCAUUUAUAACGGACUGGAGCAUUGAGAUGACACGCAAGCUGCAAUAUAGCGAACACUGGCCCGAUAUUGGCUUAGAAUUUGCUAGCAAUAUCUUGGAAAUAUUCGAAGAAGUUAAAUUCAUCUACUCUGAUGUGGAGCGGCAACACGAGCGUAAUAUUGGCAAGCUGCGUGAUUUGGUCAAUGCGCUGCAAGACUUAUCAGUAUUAAAGAAGAUCUAUAAGCUUGGUUUUACGCUGGAUAACUAUAUGGAGGACUCACUAGAUGGCAUUGCAUUGCGCAUAUUGCAGCGCGUGCAUUUAGAUAAUAUACAGAGUCUAGUUAAGGAUUUUCUCUAUCCCAUUUAUCAGGAGAAAGGCCGCCAGCCAUUAAAUGCCAUCAAGCAGUAUAUAGGCCAAUUGGUGUCCAAUCGCCAAUCGCUUAGCAAUUGGCUUGAGCGUGCUAUGGCUUGCGUCGAGCUCCUGCAUAAUGAGGAUAGUCGUCUAGAAAGCGCUCUGUCGAUACUACAGAAUGCACCAGUGCCUUGGCCCGAAACGCUAGCUCCUCUCAUAAAACUGCGCAAUUCCACUCAUCCACUUAGCAUUAAGAUCAAUGCCGAAUAUGAGAUUCAAGUGAUAAAGAUCAUGAAAGUGAAGUAUGGCUGGCCAGCGGAUAGUGCUGUUGACAUCAAUCUCGAGCUAUUUAUGAUGCGCAUUGUCAAACUUAAUUUGCCGGACAUGUUGCAGGAUAUACGCACGUUGACCAGAGCUGCACCAGAGAUUUCGACGAGUGCUAAUUUUAAUUGUUGCUAUCAGAUGGCUCGGCGUGGUCAAAUUGAAAUGGCCUACGAGUUCUUCAAGUCGUUAAACAGUAAAAAUAAUGAUAAUCAAUGCAAAGAUGUUGUUGACAUCCUGACCAAUAUGCUCGAGAUGAGCUCCGGUUCAUUUGUGAAUGAAGCCAAGAUACAGGAGCAUAUUAAUCUGUUAGAGUUGUUCAAGCUUACGCUGCCCCAUGUGGACCCAAUUUAUAUGCAUCGGUAUUUUCUCAUUAAGCAUUGUUUCCAACUGCGCCAAAAGUUCAAUUUGCAGUUGCAGAGCAGCAGUGAGUUGAUACCAUUGCAAAAGCGUAUAGAGCUGCUCCAUAAGGGUAUCGAGUUGAUCAUGUCACGUGCCCAGGCAACUCUGAAUGUAUGCGCUUUUAUAGUCAACGAAAUGGGUGAGCUAUGUGCUGCUCUCAAUUUGGAAAAAGUGCAAGGACUUUUGUGCAUUAGCCAGCGCAUGAACUGUCUGCAACUCAGCUGUGCCCUGGCACACCAUAUUCUGGAGUUCAUCGACUGUGUGCCAGCAAAUAGCAACGAAUUUAUAAACUUUGCCAUUGAGUUGCUGGCGCAGCAAAUCAGUGAGGCCAAAACUAAUGGCCAUGAUACCUAUACAUCGCUGCAGCAGCUCAAUGAUACUGAUCCUUUGUGCUUUCCGCUGGCGUACGAGCUGCUUACCGAAGCUAUGUUGCAUGAGCAUCGUCGCCAACGCGAUCUUAACGAGCUGAUUAAGUAUGUGCGUGUUGCUGUCAUACACUAUCCAAUGGAUGCUAUAGAGACGCACUAUUUGGGCAAAGAGCAGAGUAUUAAUGAUCAAAUCUGCCGUGCAUUAGAUGGGUCUCCGAUUGCCUUGGGAGAGACAACGCUUAAUUUCUCCAUGGCGCUCAACAACUCCAUUGAAAUUAAACCUGUUGUAGAGCCAACAUCAAAGAAACGUUACUCGGUCUCCAUGUUCGAGGAGAUCGAUGUGCAGCCACAGCAACAACCGCAACAGAAGAAACGGAUUAGUGGCAGCUUGCCGAUUGUGAAGUUUAUGGCUCGUACGCUGCUGCUCAUGAUAAUUGAGACGGAUUCAAAUAACUCGUUGCUGCAGCAACUGAAACAGCUACUACCAGAAAAUGUUAAGAACGAUGUUGAUGGUGCACGCACUGAUUUCUUCUUAUCGUUGGAGCAUUUGACCAAAGCGAAGGAGCAUGAUGUGUGGUACAUUAUGUCCCAAUAUCUGCUAGAAUAUCAGAAACAGAAUCAAAGCAAAAAGAUCAUAAAUGAAGGCUUCAUUACCCUCCAAUUGCGACGCAUUCUACGCAAUGCAAUGAACAACAAGGAUGCCAACCUGAUUGAGCUUUUCACCAUGCUAACCGCGGACUCCGAGUCGCGUGCCCUGCUAGAUAAGCUAUCCAUGGAUAUAAAAACGGAUCAGCAGAAAAUACACUUCCUGACACUUUCCGCCAUGUACCAUGAGCACAUUGAUGAAAUGAAUAAUGUGGAAAUAUUGCGUGCCAAACGAAACAAACUGUAUUACUAUUUGGAGUUCUGCCAGCAAGAUCCUAGUAUUAAAGGCAAAUUCAAUGCUGAAAUGGACAACAUUGAUCAAUUGCUAAAGGAAUUCCAUAAUAAGCGACUUAAUGUGCAGCUGCUGGAGCGAAUGAGCGCUGAUUUUGGUUUGGACUAUCAAAAGAUGCUCAUCACACAAAUAUUAAGUAUUUUGAAUGCCCAGGAGCUAAGCUAUGAAAUCAAGAUCAAUGCGUUUGGCGACGAAGAGCUGGUCAUAUUGAGCAGCGUGCAAGAGAUACGUGAUAUGUGUCAGCCGUACAUAAACGAGAUCAAGAAUGUGGAUCUCUUUACAGCCAAACUGAAACAAUUCAUUGAAGAGAUCAACAUCUAUUUUUAUGAACUGUAUCUAUGUGUUAUUGAGAUACUCAUAUUUUUUGAUGCGGCGCCCAAGCAGAUGGAAACUUGGAUAAAUAUAUUGCACUUUCUGCGACACAAGAUGAACACACGUCGUCGUAAUCGACCAGGUCAACUAGAGACGGACAUGUGGUUGCAGUCUCAGAAGGAGAACGGUGUGCUCCCCAAGAUUGCGCGCUAUCGCCUGCCUUUUAAGCCGAUUGUGGAGAAGCCUUUGAAAGACAUACUUGAUAGUGAGCUUAAUGUGGACAACUGUCAGAGCUGGUUUCCUCUUAUACUUAUGUGCAUUGCCCUGAAGAACUCCAAGGAAAUAUCACAGAAUUGUGAUUACUUUUGUAUGGCAGCCGUAAAAAAUUCCAUAGCCGAGUACAAAUCGAAAAACGAUUCGGAAACUUGGAGCUUACAUCCAACCAAUAAUGCAUUCCUGAAGUCGAUCCUUCGCUUGGUCAAGAAUGUACACAGUCCGAGCAAGGUGUUCCUAAUCUUGUAUUUCGUUGCUGGCUAUGCGCCAGAGGGUGCAGAUCAGGUGGAGGCAUCUUACGAGUGCUGGAAAUAUGCCAUGGAACACGAUUCGCUGACAAAUGAUCCCAAAUGUCAAGAUCAGCUGGUGAAGAUAAAACGCAGAUAUCCCAUGCAAAAGACACAGCACUUGCUCCACGUUUAUGGUAUGACCGAUGAGAAAUUGUUGCGUCUUGUCGAACAUCCCACAGAACUCAUACACUGCCUCUACCAUCAUGAACUGAUACUCAAGUCUAGCAAGGUGGAUAUCAACGGCCUAGUCAAGGAGAUUUGUGCGCUGCACGAUCUCAUCCUAGAUGCCAUACAGUUUAAGUUGCUCCAGAAAUGGUUGUCCGUCACAAUGGAGACCAGCGAUGGCACCAUUAUGGAGGAGACCUUCCUCGAUGAUCAGAACUGGACAGAGAAUGGCACCAACGGAAAUGGCGGCGAUGAAACAGGCACUGCCAGCGAGAAUGUUGUACGAGCAUUUUACAUACUCAGUAGCUGGCCGAAAUCGGAGGCGGUGCAUUUCCUGGUGGGGCUCAUCUUUAAGGGCGGCUCUGUCAACACCUCGACACAGUUGCAGAUGUACGAAUGCUACUCCAAGCUUAAUGAUGGCAGUAAUUCCUUUAGCAACACCAUCAGCCAGCGACAGUUUAUAACGAUCAAGUGUGUUCAUGAAUUGAAGGCGCUCGGCUACAAUUCGAAUAUAGAGAAGUUUGCGGAUAACAAUUGCGAUAAGAUUAGUAUCUUAAAGAUGCUUUGGCAACGCAAUGCACAGAAUCCACUUUCGCUUGAGGUAAUGGCUGACAUUUGCCUGGGCUUCGAUAUACAUUUGCCCAAAAUCUGGAAUGGCAUACUGAAGCGCAUGGUUAUAUUUAAUAUGGUUCGUGAGCUAAAUGCAUUGGUCGAUGUGCUCAGUUGUAAACGACAGCUGUUGCAUCUCGAUGGACUCGCCCUGGCCUGGGACUGUGUGUUGUCGCAUCCGUUCAAGAAUGCAGUGCAAACACGCUCCAAUGCACUGGAGGAGCGAUUGCAAAAGAUGCUGCUACGUCUGCAGGGCUGUCCGGUUGUACAUGCUCUGAAUCUCUAUCAAUUUGCCGAGCUCUGCAUGCUCAUCCAGCGUCCACAUAUGGCAGCUGUUGUACUUAUUUUCUGCCAAAGUGCUGAGCCUCGCGAGAAGAUUAAGAACCUAAUCACGUCUAAGCCUAUGGAUAAUUUACGCCAGCAGAUUCUGGACUUGGAGGAUGCAGGCUUGCUGCCCAUGGUUCUUAACUUCGCGCUUAAGGAAUUGAAUCUCUAGAAUAUCUUAAUUUAU
This is a messenger RNA of Drosophila hydei, 6288 nucleotides long. RefSeq lists its product as uncharacterized. Gene Ontology annotation, molecular function: small GTPase binding. Gene Ontology annotation, biological process: protein localization to kinetochore involved in kinetochore assembly; mitotic spindle assembly checkpoint signaling; mitotic sister chromatid segregation. Gene Ontology annotation, cellular component: RZZ complex; kinetochore microtubule; cytoplasm. The record is from RefSeq and is a predicted model, not a curated record. The coding region runs from base 1 to 6273 and encodes 2090 amino acids. The transcript has 16 exons. NCBI's taxonomy places the organism in Eukaryota, Metazoa, Arthropoda, Insecta, Diptera, Drosophilidae.